Molecule: messenger RNA, 1285 nt
Organism: Thermothelomyces thermophilus ATCC 42464
Lineage: Eukaryota; Fungi; Ascomycota; Sordariomycetes; Sordariales; Chaetomiaceae
Exons: 1
Coding region: 96-1181 (361 amino acids)
Biological process (GO): N-acylethanolamine metabolic process; N-acylphosphatidylethanolamine metabolic process
Cellular component (GO): membrane-bounded organelle; cytoplasm
Molecular function (GO): zinc ion binding; N-acylphosphatidylethanolamine-specific phospholipase D activity
Source: RefSeq, a predicted model, not a curated record
GGGAAGCUCAUCAAGUUCCGCAACCCCCAUCCGUCGGCCGGUGAUCCGCCUCGAUCUGUGAUUCUCGUGACCGCCAGGAUUUUCUGGUACGGAAAAUGGAGGGGGGGCGAUGUUUCGCAUCCUUGGUUGGGGCUGCAUUCCGUGCUGUGCUGACCUUCCCUCGCAGGUCCAUGAUCACGGGCGAGUGGUCCACCCCCGACACGUCCAACGUCAACAUCCCGGCCGUCAAGCCCGCCUUCAGGGAGAGGCGGGCUGGAUUAUCCAACCUGCGCGCCACCUGGCUCGGACAUGCCUGCUACUUGGUCGAGUUCCCCAGCGGGCUGCGAGUCUUGUUCGACCCGGUCUUCGAGGACCGCUGUGCGCCGGUGCAAUGGCUCGGGCCCAAGCGGUACACGCCGCCGCCGUGCUCCCUCUCCGACCUCCCCCCCGUCGACGCCGUGGUCAUCAGCCAUUCCCAUUACGACCACCUCUCGCACACCAGCGUCCGGGAGCUCGCCCGCCGGAACCCCGGCGCGCACUUCUUCGUCGGCCUCGGCCUGGAACGGUGGUUCCGCGACAGCGGCAUCGACAACGUGACCGAGAUGGACUGGUGGCAGGAUGCCGACCUCGUCCUGACGAGGAGGCAGGACGCCCACGUCCAAGACCCGGACCCGGACAAGACCGAUCCCGAGACCAUCUCGGCCCGCAUCACCUGCCUUCCCUGCCAGCACGCCUCCGGACGGUCGCACAGAGACCAGAACCACACCCUGUGGGCGUCGUGGGCCGUCAGGUCGGGCGGCAAGUCCGUCUGGUUCGGCGGCGACACGGGCUACCGGCGGGUGCCCAAGCUGCCGGCCGGCGUGGACGACUACGGGCCCGAGUACGACUCGCUGCCGCGCUGCCCCCAGUUCGCCCAGAUCGGCGCCCUGCGCGGGCCCUUCGACCUCGGCCUGAUCCCCAUCGGCGCCUACAAGCCGCGCUGGAUGUGGAGCUGGAUGCACGCCAACCCUUACGACGCCGUCGAGAUCUUCAAGGAGACCCGCUGCAAGCGCGCCAUGGGCAUCCACUGGGGCACCUGGGCCCUGACGAUAGAAGAUGUCGAAGAGCCGCCGAAGCUGCUGAAGCAGGCACUCGCGGCGAGCGGCAUUCCCGAGACGGGUGUUUUUGAUGUCUGCGCGAUUGGUGAGGCGAGAGAGUUUUGAGAGGUAAUAAGCAAAACUUCGACAAAACCUUCUUACAUGACCAGCUACGUAAUAUUCUGAAUGGAUUGAUAUCCAUCCCAUGCAAGUCCCUCCCAAAUAUUGUA